This is a messenger RNA of Stegastes partitus (bicolor damselfish), 2051 nucleotides long. It is a transcript of the gene cnih4, whose product is annotated as cornichon family member 4. Bases 21 to 440 code for a protein of 139 amino acids. The record is from RefSeq and is a predicted model, not a curated record. Gene Ontology annotation, biological process: vesicle-mediated transport. The transcript is spliced from 5 exons. Lineage: Eukaryota; Metazoa; Chordata; Actinopteri; Pomacentridae.
UCACUGGCGGAAGAAGAAAAAUGGAAGCGGCAGUGUUCAUUCUAUCGCUUGUGGACUGUUGUGCGCUCAUUUUCCUAUCUGUUUACUUUAUUAUCACCUUGUCUGAUCUUGAAUGUGACUACAUCAAUGCUAGAGCAUGCUGCUCCAAGCUAAACAAGUGGGUAAUUCCAGAGAUGAUUGGCCAGUGUCUCUCCACUAUGCUGAUGUUGAUCUCCAUGCACUGGUUUAUCUUCCUCCUUAACCUGCCUGUGGCUGCCUGGGACAUUUAUAGGUACGUGAAGGUCCCAAUGGGAAAUAUGGGUGUGUUUGACCCAACUGAGAUCCACAACCGAGGUCAGCUUAAAUCCCACAUGAAGGAAGCCAUGAUUAAACUGGGUUACCACCUGCUCUGCUUUUUCAUUUAUUUGUACAGCAUGAUCUUGGCUCUUAUCAAUGAUUGAAGUCCCCAGCAAGCUCUUUGACUCCAGCUGCCAAAUUUGAAACUCCAGGGUUUGUUGUUGUUUUCUCACACCCUGCCAUUGUACUGUAUGCAUAAAAUCUUUCAGAACAGCAGAAAAAUAGGUUUACUUCUACCCUGUGGCUACACUACACACAUAAUGUAUGCAUACAUGUAAUAUACAUGUAAUGGUUGCCUCAACAGCAUGCUUCCAUUAUAAUCAAUAAAAGUUGCAAAACUACACACGUCAGAAGUCUGGUCUAUUUUUACACUGCAAAUGUAAAAAUAGACCAGACUGCUAUUCAUUUUUCUACUCGCUACCGGUAUACAGAAAACAGCUGCUUUGUGUCAGUAUCAUUUUCCAUUUUGCUGUGAUCACCCUGUGGGUGUUUAUUUGCCAAUAUCAGCUAACGGUUGCUUAGUAACUUUAUCCCUUAUAAAGUCCACUGUAGUCUGUGUCAAUUUAUUUGUCUUGCACAACGUGACAUUUCACAGCAAUGUGCUGAGUCUAGCAACUGCGGACAAAACAAUCCCAAAAUGAAAACUCACCAUCUUGUUUUUCCACAACCCAAGACCAUAAAUACACUAUAGGUGUAGCUACUAAAAAGAUACAUUCCAGAACACUUCCAUACUGUGGUCCCCAUAUGUUACAAAUUCAGUGUAGCCACAGUGUCAGACUGAUAUUUGUGUUGUUGUCAACAUUUCAGAAGUUUCCAGAGAAUUCUAGAGGGUUUACUUUUGAGAGUGGUCACAUGGUUGAUAUGUAACUACUCAACACUUACAAACCACUUCAUUUAUUGUGAAAAGGGAACUUGUGCAAAAAAAAAAAAAAAGCCUUAGAUUUUAACAGUAAAUAAAUAUAACAUCUACAGCAUUCUUACCUGACAGGAUUGGACCAUGCUGUGGUUCUCUGUAAGAUUUCACAUGUUGCAUCUUCAGAAAUAGCUGUCUGUAAACCACUGGCAUAACAUGGUUAUUUCAAUUACAUGGUUAUUUCAAUUACUUUCUGAUGGCUUGAAGCAGUCUGAUCUUUGAUUGCUCAUCAAUCAGACGUUCUCAUGCACAGAAUGUCAUUGACACCCUUGCUUGCAGAUGUCCCUUAUCAGUGGAAGUUCUGCAAACUCAGCAUGCUGAAAUGGAGAGGUCAGAGCUCUCUGAUGGCCUGUCCUUCAAAUAUUUUCCGCUUCAAGUAAUUUUUGUAAUGCCAUAUGCAAUCCCUUGUCAUAUGCCUUGAAAUACUGUCAUUUAGAUUACAUACAAUGAAUCCACUGAAUUAGAUUCACAGUGGUUUGAAAAUGGUUGAGUACUUUGUAGAAGCAGAGAAGAGGAUUCUGAGAUGGUGUGUGAAAGCGAGUUAGCAAGGUUUAAGGUGGGAGUGGUGUGCAACACUUUUCUCUGAAUUUUUCAGAUAUUUUUCUUCCUCUUUGUUACCAGCUUGUGCACAUGUAAAAUCACUUGCUGUUCUUUUUCUUUUGGUUUUGUGUUUUUUUUAAUUUUGUUUCUCAAACGAUCCAGGUUCUGAACUCCAUUUUUUAACAGAAAGGGUUUUGAAGUUGCAUCAUAUAUUUGGUCACAGAGUAUCAAAGAAUUUUCAAAAUAAAUGUUUAUUCUAAGA